Molecule: messenger RNA, 3148 nt
Organism: Cryptomeria japonica (Japanese cedar)
Lineage: Eukaryota; Viridiplantae; Streptophyta; Pinopsida; Cupressales; Cupressaceae
Product: protein SHOOT GRAVITROPISM 6
Exons: 1
Coding region: 383-2812 (809 amino acids)
Cellular component (GO): cytoplasm
Source: RefSeq, a predicted model, not a curated record
GAGGUAAAAUCAAGGCCUGCAUUACGACUUUCCGUGAUAUUUUUUUCCCCCCAACUGAAGCCUUCAAACAUCUUAUUGAUAUUUGGUGGAGGGAAUCAUCUUCAAUUUAGUGGAAAGAUACUAAGGGUUUGUAUUCCGCUAAAAUUGCUCAAAUUUGAACAGGCCUUGAGCGUUUGCAUUCGGUAAAAAUCGCUUCCGGGUGCAGGGGAUCAUCUUCAAUUUAGUUGAAAAGAUUGAAGGUAUGUAUUCUGCCAAAAUUGCUCUGAUUUGCACAGCGCCUUAAGCCUUUGCAUUCAGUAAAAUGGAUCUUUGAUAGAAGUUUUUCCAAAACAAAUUUGUGAACAGCAAUUUUUGAAGAAUUCAAUUCAAAUUGUUUUGAUUGAUGGAUUCAUCCCACUCUCAUGAUGGUCUAGAGGUUAUAAAGAAGCUGGUUGGAGCUCUAGCAGAUGAGUCAGCUAAGGUCAGAGAAGCUGCAAUGGCUUCUUUACAGCAAAAUGCCUAUUUUAAUUCAAUACCCAUAUUCGACUGUUGUACUCAAGUACUGGUCCGAGGUGGAAGAAGACCGUCUAGUCAUGUUCCAGAAGUUUAUCAAAUUAUGGCAUUCACUGUUAGUGUGAUGAAUGAAACAGAAGCCGAUGCUGAUCUCAUGAACGCAUUAACCAAACUUGCAGCAUCUCAAAUUACCACUAAUUAUAAGGGCAAUUUAGAUGGUGGUGUACAAGAGGCUGCAUGUAGUUUACUUGUUGCAAUAGGCACACGCCUGCCUGAUCUCAUGUUGCAACAAGUCUUUCUUCACCUAUCUACUAGAACUUCUGUUGUCGACAUGGUGCAAACACUUGCAGAAUUUGCAUCUGCACAGCCGUCAAAAUUUACCCCACGUUUGAAAGAUGUUCUUUCACAAGUUUCGCCUCUUCUUAGAAAGACAACGGAUGCUCAACGCCCCAUUUUUGCAAAUGCAAUCAAAUGCUGGUGUGAAGCAGCCUUGCAGUACUAUGCAGACUUUCCGUCAGCUCCACCAUUUGGCAGUGAUGUUCAGGUUCAUCUGCAUUCUACAUUUGAUUUAUUACUUGAUGUUUGGGCCACUUCUGGUAAGCUUAAAGUGGCCUUAUCAGCAAUUGAUUCUUUGGGAAAGAUGGCAGCGCUUAUCAGCAAGUCACAUUUAAAGGCGGUAUUUUCCAGACUGCUUCCUGUAAUAUUAGGAUUGUACAAAAGAGUCGAGAAUGAGAGCAAUGCAUACAUGGUAACGCUCACCCUACAUAAUCUUCUUGAUGCAUCGCUAAUGUCAGCCAGCGGGCCCCCAAUCCUGGAUUUUAAGGAUGUUAUUGUUGUUAUGAAUACUCUUCUUCCUUUGGUCACUGCUUUUCCUGUUACUAAUGAUGCUGAAUUUGGAGCAGCACUGAAGAAUUACAACAAGAUGGUGCAGUGCUUUCUUACUGUAGGGUUAUCAUACCCCCCUGAUCUAUUCACUUUCCUUAUAGGCAAAAUAACUUGUCAAGAGAAAAAUGCUAUUUCUCUCAAGGUGGAGGCACUCUGUGUUGUGAAGCAUCUGUUAUCCUGGUUGUGUAAAUCUUGGCAUGGAAGUAGACAAUAUCUUAUUGCAGUUGUGAUAUCACUGCUGAAUGAGCAGGAUCUGAGCAUUCGGAAGCGUGUUGCUGAGUUAAUUGUGGUAAUGGCCUCCCAGGGCUAUAUCAUGGAACGCAGUUGUGGAGAGUUGUUUCUGGAGUUCCUUGUAGAACAGUGUACCAUUAAAGAAAAAGAAGUCACACGGUACCAAAAACAGCAAAAGAAAGCAACAGGUUUUCUAAAAUUUGAUUUUACCAAAACUUACAUUAGAAAUGAGGCUUCAGUGGCUGUUUUUGAGAAAGGGCUUCUUUUACUUACAAUAACUGUUCCUGAGAUAGAGACAAUUCUUUGGCCAUUUUUGUUUAAGGCUAUAAUUGAAUCAAAUUACACUCCAGCAAUGGCUACCAUUUGCAGGUGUAUUUCAGAGUUGGCAAGAGGUAGAAUUGUUUGUGGCAUUCCAUUAUUCACAGAAAUGAAAUCGCCUCCUAAUCAUUUGCCAACUAUCCAGGAGCUAUUUGCACGUUUGGUUGUGCUUUUGCACAACCUUCUGGCAAGGAAUCAACUUACUGUACACAUUCUAACUGUUUUACAUUAUUUGGCACCACUUUUCCCAAAAAAUGUUAGAGCACUUUGGGAAGAUGAAAUUCCAAGAAUGAAAGCAUACAUCAGUAAUAGACAAGAUUCGAAGGAUGAAACAUUAAUGGAGCAGGAAACAUGGGAUGACAUGAUAGUUGAUUUUUUUGCAAAAUCUUUGAAUGUAAUCAGGGAACCAAAAUGGGUUUUAUCUCUUGGAGAUGCUCUUUGUAGGCAAUACGAACUGUACAUCAGUGAUAAUGAACAUUCUGGGCUGCUACAUAGGUGUCUUGGCAUGUUACUUCAGAAGGUUGAUGACAGGGCUUAUGUUAGUGAGAAGAUAGAUUUGAUGUGCAGCAAAGCUAACAUAGCAGAUAAAGCAAACAGGAUUGGACUUGCCAAGGGCAUGGGGCUGGUUGCUGCAAAACAUAUUGAGGCAGUCUUAGAAAAGAUUAAAAAUAUGUUAGGAAAUGAAGUCCAUAAUAAAUUGCAAAGGUUUAUUAAGAGCAUCUUCAUGGACAGAGGAAGCAAAGCUGAGGCAGAUAACAUCCAAGCUACUGUAGGAUUAAUAUACAAUUAUAUAGCCAACUAUUCAGCAUCAAGUCUGAUUGAAGGCAGAAUUAAUGCAGUUGUGAACAAAGAUGCAUUCAAGGCUUCUUCAUGUGCCAAUACAUAAUCAAAGUACAAAGUCAUUACUACAAUUGGUUUGUGUAUGCAUUCUGUUAUCAAGGCAUUAGAAUUGUUGCUUCACUUCCACUACAAAAGGGAGAUCAGAUAUUAGACUUGCCCAACCUGUCUAUACUUUGCUAGGUCCUAUAGACCACUUUCGUCUACAUGAUGCUAAAAAUCAUUAUUAUCGUCAUAAUCAUAAUAGCAUUGACAGCUAGAUAUGUUACCACUACUUGUGCAAAAUUAUACCUGAUGGUUUCAAAGGCUAUGCAAUCUUAUUAAGUACUCUGAGAUUAUUUUUUCAGAAUAUCCAUUGCUUUAGAUUGUUAUAUUCUAAUUUCAA